Condylura cristata (star-nosed mole) is the source of this 3343-nucleotide messenger RNA. RefSeq names its product solute carrier family 28 (concentrative nucleoside transporter), member 2 (gene SLC28A2). The record is from RefSeq and is a predicted model, not a curated record. Lineage: Eukaryota; Metazoa; Chordata; Mammalia; Eulipotyphla; Talpidae. Gene Ontology annotation, biological process: nucleoside transmembrane transport; retina homeostasis. The transcript is spliced from 16 exons. Gene Ontology annotation, molecular function: purine nucleoside transmembrane transporter activity; nucleoside:sodium symporter activity. Bases 1 to 1902 code for a protein of 633 amino acids. Gene Ontology annotation, cellular component: membrane.
AUGGGAAUUAGAGUAUUUUGGUUAUAUGACUACAGUGUGUUGAGCAUACUUAGAAAUGGCAGAGGCAGAGGGAAGCCAGGGGUCUGGGGCCUGCAACUAUUCACCAGGGCAAGAAGUUUCUACAGAAGUCAUGCCCAGAUUUUCAGGAUUAUCCUGUUGACCAUACUAUGUUUGGCUUAUGCUGCCUACUUCCUGGCAGCUUGCAUCUUGAAUUUCCAAAGGGCACUGGCAUUGUUUGUCCUCACCUGUUUGGUACUCUUGGCUUUGGCUCACCACUUUCUGAAAAGAUUCUUGGGUAAAAAAUUAAGAUGUCCAAAACCCUUGAAAAAUGCCCAUGUAAUGCUUUGGAUGAAAAGGGUGUUUGCAGGACUUGCUUUGGUUGGCCUUAUCCUGUGGCUGGCUAUAGACACAGCCAAACGGCCCCAGCAGCUGAUCUCCUUCGCAGGAAUCUGCAUGUUUGUCGUCAUUCUCUUCGCCUGCUCCAAACACCACAGUGCAGUGUCCUGGAGGGCAGUAUUUUGGGGCCUAGGUCUUCAGUUUGUCUUUGGAAUCCUGGUCAUUAGAACUGAUCCUGGAUUUAUUGCAUUUCAGUGGCUGGGAGAUCAGAUUCAGAUUUUCCUGAACUACACCCUGGCUGGCUCCAGUUUUGUCUUUGGAGAUAUGCUCGUCAAGGAAGCCUUUGCUUUUCAGUCUUUGCCGAUCAUCAUUUUCUUUGGCUGUGUGAUGUCCAUUCUCUACUACCUUGGUCUUGUGCAGUGGGUGAUUCAGAAGGUGGCCUGGUUUUUGCAAAUCACACUGGGCACCACUGCCACAGAGACCCUGGCUGUGGCAGGAAACAUCUUUGUGGGUAUGACAGAGGCACCUCUGCUCAUUCGUCCAUACCUUGCAGACAUGACGCUUUCAGAAAUCCACGCAGUGAUGACUGGAGGCUUUGCUACCAUUUCAGGCACUGUGCUAGGAGCAUUCAUAUCCUUUGGGGUUGAUGCAUCAUCCUUAAUUUCUGCCUCUGUGAUGGCUGCCCCUUCUGCUCUUGCUUUGUCAAAGCUGGUAUAUCCAGAAGUGGAGGAGUCCAAGUUCAAGAAUAAGGAGGGGGUAAAACUGCCGCCUGGGAAGGAGAGGAAUAUCCUGGAAGCUGCCAGCAACGGAGCCACAGAUGCCAUAGGCCUUGCUGCUAAUGUGGCAGCCAAUUUGAUUGCCUUUUUGGCAGUGCUGGCCUUCAUCAAUGCUGCCCUCUCCUGGCUAGGGGAAAUGGUAGAAAUACAGGAACUCACUUUUCAGGUCAUCUGCUCUUACAUCUUAAGACCCAUGGUUUUCAUGAUGGGUGUGGACUGGUCAGAUUGUCCAAUGGUAGCUGAAAUGGUGGGGAUCAAGUUUUUCACAAAUGAGUUUGUGGCCUAUGAGCAACUGUCUAAAUAUAAGAACAAACGUCUCGCUGGCGUGGAAGAAUGGAUCGGGAAUGAGAAACAGUGGAUUUCUGUGAGAGCUGAAAUCAUUACAACGUUUGCACUCUGUGGAUUUGCCAAUCUUAGCUCCAUAGGAAUCACAUUGGGAGGCUUGACAUCAAUGGUACCCCAGCGGAAGAGUGACUUGUCCAAGGUUGUGAUCAGUGCCCUUCUCACAGGGGCUUGUGUGUCCCUUAUCAGCUCCUGUGUGGCAGGAAUCCUCUAUGUCCCCAGAGGAGCAGAAGCUGACUGUGUUUCCUUUUUGAAAACAACUUUCACCAACAGAACCUAUGACAGCUACAUAUGCUGCAGAGAACUCUUUCAGAGUACUUCUCUGGAUGGCACCAACACCCCUUCUUUUUCUGGCCCCUGGGCAGAUAAAGAUUUUAGUGUCGCAGCCCUAAAGAACUGCUGUGACUUCUACAACGGUACCUGCCCCGUGGUUGGUUCAUUUUUUUAACACUCUUAUUUGAGCACUCUGUUGGCAAAGGAGUUCAUGUACUCAAGAGUGCCCACUCUACUAAUUGUGUUGUUAAGUGAAUGUGAAAACUCUACUGUGCUUUACUACAUACCAAUAAUGAAAAUUAACUUUUGACUUUCCAUUCUUCGGUUGGACCAAACAAGAAAUUCCUGGUGGACUCUAAGCUUAGAUUUAUCCCACCAAGUAGGGUCAAGAUAGGUUUAGAGAGAUAAAGGUGCUCCCUAGAGUCACAUAGUCAAGUGGCAGAGCUAAGAUUUGAGGCUGGAGUCUUGUUUUUAAUUACUUUGUCUAGUCCAUUAUAUUCCAGCAUGCUCUGCCUGCCUGCCUUUCUCCCUCCCUCCCUUCCUCUCUCCAUUUGCUCCAAUCCAGUGCCUCAAAGCCCACCAGUUUAACAUGAAUGAUCUCAUAAACUUCUAAACCUACUUGUGAACUACUUUUUAAGUCAUGUCCUGUUUUUUUGUUUCAUUUUGCUGUUUGUGUUAUUGUCAUCUUUUAUUUCAGCAAAUAGGGAAAUUGUUGUUUUAGGAGCUGGUGGUUCCCUCAAAUACAGAAUUCUCUUUAAUUAACAAGUUACUUUGAUCAACUCUUUUCAGUCAUUGCUUCAGGAGAGCAGAGACCAGGUCUGUUUCUGUUUUGUUACUGAAGUCAGCAGCUAGCAUUGUGCCACACACAAAAACAGUGUUUAAUGUUCAUUGGAUGAAUAAACAAGAUGAAGCACCAAGUAUUUGGGCCUGUAAACCUAGGGCAAAAUGAAAGAAGAAUACAAGUCUACUAAUUCCGUACUAGCGCCCCUUCUAGCAUCCCUUCUCUCCAAGAUGGGAGAAGUGUCAGAGGCAGACUGCCCAGGGUUGGGCAAGUCAAGUAAGUCCAUAUACAGACUCAGGUUUAAAGUUCACUUAAUGAUGACCUGGACACAAUAAAACCACAACUGUUAUCAAAAGAUGGAAGGAAAGGAGAAAGGAGGGAGAGAGGGGAGGAAAGAGGGAGGGGGGAAAGGCACACUAAAUGAAAAAACAUACAUAAAGCACUUAAACUGCCUGCCACAAAGUAAUCUUUUAAUCAGUAUUUAUUAUUGUUAUGUAGUAAUACUGUUAGUUUUUACUACUAUCUCGGGCCUGUAUGUGUUGGGGUGGGGUGUGGUUACAGGUAGCAAGUAGAAAACAUGAGAAAGAAGGAAAAAUGGUGAAAAAGAUGCUGAAUAGGGCUCUUUGUGAAGAGAAGGCCAGUGAGGACUUUCAAAGACAGAAAGAGGCGAAGGGACAUUUAAGAACUGAGAUACCUAUUGUUUACCUUUCUGCAGCCUCAACAAUGUUGUCCUCAAGUCAACAAAAAAUCUACUUUACAUGUAGUCUGGUGCCAGUUGAUUUUGAAGAAUUCAAGAAUUCAUGUAGUUUCCACUGCAGAGCUAAGCUAUAGGCAG